This is a messenger RNA of Spirometra erinaceieuropaei, 361 nucleotides long. NCBI's taxonomy places the organism in Eukaryota, Metazoa, Platyhelminthes, Cestoda, Diphyllobothriidea, Diphyllobothriidae. The record is from the annotation of a GenBank genome assembly.
AUGCUCGUUGACGACAAGACGUCCAUCCAAGUAAAUUUCCGAGGAAAAAAAACUAAGGAAGGCCUGUGCGGUUCACAGGUAUACGAGUUUAUAAAGGGUAGGCCCUUGCUUACAUGUAACUCUGCAUGGCAAACAGACGUUUAUGUCGCCUGGAACAAGGGAGGAAGGGUCGAUGCAUAUGAACUCGAGGCCGCCUUCACAAGGCGGUUGAAGAGAUCCCUCGACGCGCUUCGAAAAAGGCGAUCUCGGCCGGAUUCUCUUAUUGAUGACUCUGAUGGUAAGUGAAACUGAAGUAUUAUUACACAUACUUGGUUUAGAACCCUCAACAGAACCCUCCUCGUCCCGGCCGCGAGAGGAAUAG